AUGCUGACGGGGGCAUCAAUCUUUCUGGACAUAACGGCUAUGUCCGGGAUUGCACCAGUCUCGGGCCAGACGUUCCACCUGAAGCUGGUCUGUCCCCUUGUCAUGCAGCUGAGCGCACUGAACGCGUUUGCAGGAGCAAUGACCCUCUUGCCUCUUUCUGGCGUGAAGACAGCGAAAGGGAAGGGCAAGGCUGCCAAGGGCGCUAAGGCGGCAGCCAAGAGUGGGCCAACAUCGUUCUACGCUGGGAUGCAGUGA
Messenger RNA from Guillardia theta CCMP2712, 255 nucleotides. RefSeq lists its product as hypothetical. The record is from RefSeq and is a predicted model, not a curated record. Lineage: Eukaryota; Cryptophyceae; Pyrenomonadales; Geminigeraceae. The coding region runs from base 1 to 255 and encodes 84 amino acids. The transcript has a single exon.